AUGGAGGAGACGCGAGCACCCGCUCAAGGUCGUCUUUUGCGAACAAGAACUGCUGUUGCUAGCACGACUAGUACUACUACUACUGUGAAAUCGAAUUCCACCACAUCCAAUGCUACAGAAAGACAGCGUCCAGUGAAUGCAACUGGGAAUGCUGUUUCUGCAACUACUUCUUCCUUUGCUUCUGCUGCUACAGUAAAGGAUGCAACGAUGAAAGAAGAAAGUGGGGAUGAAAAUGAAAUAGUCACACUACAUCUUCUCCUUCAGGAGCGUGAUGAACAGGUAUCUUUACUUGAGGGUCUUCUUAGCGAAAAACAACUUCUUGUACGACAUGAUGAGAUACUUGAAGAACGUAUACAACAAUAUGAGGAACAACUGAGUAAAUUGGCUUCUGUUGUGAGAGUAGGGAGUCCUGCUACUUCAGCAUUAGAAAAGGAUGCUUUAUCUUCAAAAAAGGGUAAAGAUGGUGCUGUAAUCUCAUCAUCUGGUACAGCAAACAAGAAAAUGGUUUCUAUUCAUGAUAUAAUAGAUGGAGUUCAAAAAUUGCGUUAUGAUAAGCAACGAAUGGAGGUUGAUCUUGUAAGAAAAGAAAGAACAUUGGAAGUUCUUCAAUCACAGUUAAAGAAGUUGCAAGAAGAGACCAAGGUAGGGGAACUACCUGUAAAGAAUAAUCCUUCUAGGCUUGUUGCAAGUCUAGUUUCCAAAUCCUCAACUUCAAGCGAGGAAUUCGAAACGGAAACAGUAGGAGAACGUAAAUCUCGAUCUGAUCUUGAAAAGAAAUUGUUAGAGAUGCAGAAAAAACAAACUCGUAUGGAGGAGAAACUUUCUUGUUAUCAAAAAGAGUAUUAUGCGGCACGAGAAAGUCUCCGCUCGAGAGAGAAAGAAAUAUUGGAAUAUCAGCGUAAAUAUCGUGAUUCUGCUGUAUCUAGCCAUGGAAAACAAGAUCAACUUAUUGCUUCACAUUGUUGGAAAGAUUUAAAAAAGAUGAUAUCUACACAAUAUCGUCAUUUUUUUCGUGGGGAUGAAUGGGUACAACUUGUAGAGAAAAGACCAGAGGCUAUGCGUACAAGUAUUCUUAAGGAUGUCUCAUUAACUUUAUGUGCACCUCAUGGAUUUGUAUCAAUUUUAGAAUUAAAAAAGGGACCUGAAAUGGUUGUUGCUGUAGAGAUAGUUGUAAAACAUCCUUCUUCUAUUCGAGAAAAGCAAAUAGAAUUGCUUUUAAUGGAUUGUCCCUUUACUGAGGUUAAAGAUCUACUUAAACAUAGAAAUGAUCCAAAGGAUGGAUGGGAUCUAGUUCAAGAAGAAUUACAUGAGACUCGUAAUGCUCUUGUAAAAAGAGAAGAGGAGAUGUUAAUAUUACAAGAGAAACUUCAACGGUUGGAAUCAACACUGGAAGAUGAAAUUAAACAACGCGAUACAGAUGAUCGUUUAAUUCAUCAGGCUCUUGAUGAAACGGAAGAAACUGUAAAGGCGAUGUAUGCUGAAAUUGAGAAUCAACGAGUUAAAGAGAAAGAAUUGCAGGCACAACUCCAAAAAGUAACGGAGACGUUAGAAGAACGAGAGAAAACGAUUAAAGAUCUCACAGUGCAGUUACAAAAAUCUAAGAAUGAAAUGAAACAUCAACAAGAAAGCUAUGUUAAACAAUUAGAAGAAUCUCAUUCAUUAUUACAACAACAAAAACAAUUGAUUGUAAAGACAAAAGAGAAAUCAUCUGUGGUAACUCAUACUCUCUUGGUGAAAUGGGAUGAAAAGGGUGAGAAAACGCCUCUCGCUUUGGAUUCUAAGAGUAAAGAUAUGUUGGGAACUCUUCUGCUUGGUUCCAUUACUACUACACUUACUCCUCUUGUUUCGAUAGCAACAAAAGCUAUUCCAUCUAAACUUCUCUCCCUUACUUGUACUGGUUGUGAAAUUCAAGCAGAAAUUCAAUUGAAUUUGUAUUCCACAACAGAGGGCGGUGCUGAGCGUGUGGGGGAGUAUAUACGUCGUUGUCGAGCCUCAUCUGCUGUACUCUUUCUACAGGAAUUACGUGAUCAGAAUCUUUUGGUGGAAAGUCGUACACGUGAGAUUCGACGACUCGCACAAGAAUUGAAAACAGUAACGGAUGAAGUGGAACAAUUAAAGUUGCAAUUACACACACAAUGUGAACAAACACAAGAGGUAGAAAAACGUCAUUCGCUUGCAGUAAAAGAACUUUCACAGAUUAGUACGGCACUCGGAAUAGAGAGUAAUAGUUCUUCUUCUUCUGAUGGUAUUGCUAUUGCGGUUGCUGCUCUUGUGAAGCGAAUCACCGCGGUAGAGAAGGCGAAACGAGAAGAAAAACAACAGUGGCAUCAACAGGAAAAACAACAAGAAGAAAAACAGCAAGAACAUCAACGGGAACUAGAAGAACUACGAGAAACCCUACGGAAAUAUAAAUCUGAUGUGGAAAAGACUAAUGCAGCUCUGAAUACAUUACGUAGUACACAUCAACGUCUCGUAAAGGAGUCUGCAGCGCGUAAAAAGACACGUGAUGUACUGCGAGCCCAAUUCGAAGAGCUGCAAAAAACAAGAGAAGUAAAUCCCUCGAAAGACGCUAUUAAUAAAGAUGAUAAUGAUAAUGAUAAGGAUGAUGAUGUGGAGAAUGAUGUACUCUCCUCACUACGUUCAGCAUAUAGGGCAUAUGAUGAAAUGUUAGAAAAACAGGAGAGUGCGAAGAAGAAGUGGCUUGAAGUGGAGAAAUCACUCCGGGAAGAAUUGAAGAAUGGUAAAAGUGAGUUUGCACGGCUUCAGUUACAGUGUACUAAACUAGAGAAGGAAUUAGAGAAGAAAACAGUUGCAGAUACGGCUUCUAUAGCGAAAUUUGAGCAAAGUGAUGUGGAGUACCGUAAGCUUAUUAACUCUAUUAAUACAGAGAAGGAAGAGCUUUCUACGCGGGUUAUGGAGUUAACACGGCAGUGUGCCACACUGGAGAGUGAACGAAGUAAACUUCAAUCCGAGAUGGCAUCUAGAAGUGAGCGGGCAGAGGAAAUGAUGAAGCAGUUAGUGCAUGAAGAAGAUGUACGUCGUGAGUUGGAAAAGGAAGUGGGGAAGUUACGCCGUUUAAAGACUACAACCACAACAACAUCUACAUCUACAUCUACCACAACACGAACAACCCUACUUGAGAUGAAGCGAUUACGUAAAUUCUGUUUACAAACAUUAAAGUUACCAUUAACAGAAAAGGAACAGAGUGUAGGGGAUAUUGUGGCAUGUAUGGAACAACAUUAUGAUAGUGUAUUGGAAGAAAAGGAACAAUUGGCGGCGGCUCUUCUUUCUAUGCAUACAGCUAUACAGUUAUUAAAACAAUGUGUAUCGGCAACGGAAGAACAUAAAGAAAAUCCUAUUCGCCGAACACGUGCCUCUGCUGGGAAUAAAACUAUUGGAAAUAGUAAUAAUAAUAAUAAUAAUAAUAAUAAUAAUAAUAAUAAUAAUAAUAAUACCACUACACCUAUGAAUAUAAAUGGGAAUACAGGUGGUGGUGCUGUAUUGCGUGGAUUUGGCCGUUCACUGAGUUACAGUAGUGGUUUACCACCGCCGUUGUUAUCCGCACGUGCACCUCGUACGGGUGGUAGAAAGUCUAUUACACCCAAUACACUUCAACGAAUGGCAAGUGGUCAACUACAUCUUCAAUCCCCACAAACACAACGGGGAAAAGAAACACAAGAAAAAGAAAAACUAGAAACACCACGAAAACAGGAAACAUUAACUGCGAAACCAACGGAGUUAGCAUCUAGUGCUGCAGAAGUAGUGUACUUUGCACAGCUGCUCGUUAGUGUAGUAACGUACUGGAGAGAGAAUGAACGACAACACAAUACACGAUUUGAAGAUGUAUCAAAGAAAUGCCGAGAGUUAUCUGAAAAACUUAGCCGUACGGAACAUGCCUUAAUAGAAAAACAAGAACAACAAGAAAAAGAAAAGGACAAGAAAGAAAAAGAAGAGCAAAGCAUGAAGAAUAGAGUAGAAGAUUUUAGUGCCCGUGAAGAAGAACAUGAGAGUUUUCUCCGUCGCAGUCGUGCCCACGCCCUAUGUGUGGUAUUAUCUGUAAAAGAUCAUUUACACGAUGCGUUAGCCGCCCUGCAGCCCAUCGCUGCUGUGAUGAGAGACGACACUACUAACACGACUACUACUAUUACUACAACUACAGUCACCAGCAGUACUACUUCUACCACCGCACGGGGGCGGUACACUACAGACAUCACGCACGGUAUGCGAAUGGCGGAGGAGUCGGUGGUGUAUGCACUCAAACGUAUUGUGAACGCCGCCGGCACUGUUUUCUCCACCCGUGAACGGUCGGAUGUGGAGAUGAAGCGGGGCGCGGAGUAUUUUACAAUUCCAGAGGCCUGGCGGGGCACCGCCUCCCCCCGCACACCGCUGCAGUCCACACCCCUGCGACUCACGCAACAAUCACAAUCACUAAAGGGACUUGUGCCGCGGGAUGCGAAUCUCUCGCCGCCGUCGUCCAGUGAGAAACAACGAAGUGUUUCACUUGAGCGGGUUUCGGGAUCCGUCGCUGGUUCGGGAGUGACGUGUGUGGAUUACAGACAAUAUAUGACUCGCGAUGAUCAACAGGUCAUUCAACAGGCACUGCGAGAGGCCCGUCGGCGUAGACGAUAG
Trypanosoma theileri is the source of this 4629-nucleotide messenger RNA. RefSeq lists its product as uncharacterized. Lineage: Eukaryota; Euglenozoa; Kinetoplastea; Trypanosomatida; Trypanosomatidae. The record is from RefSeq and is a predicted model, not a curated record. The transcript has a single exon. Bases 1 to 4629 code for a protein of 1542 amino acids.